Molecule: messenger RNA, 3382 nt
Organism: Formica exsecta
Lineage: Eukaryota; Metazoa; Arthropoda; Insecta; Hymenoptera; Formicidae
Gene: prom
Product: prominin-1
Exons: 15
Coding region: 676-3102 (808 amino acids)
Cellular component (GO): membrane
Source: RefSeq, a predicted model, not a curated record
AUACAACAUUAUAUAUACUUGCUCUUUGUAUUGUUAAACUAUUAUACUAUUAAACAAUUAUUUGCUUAUUAUACUCGCUAGUAGAAAUAGCUAACAGAGUAAUUAGGCUCCAUGAAUUAUAGAUGUACGUAAAUGUUAUCUUUAUUUAGUUAUUUUUUUGAGUGAAAAAUGUCAUGUGUUAAAAUAAAUGUAUCUAAACAAUAUAUAAUUAUAUAAAUCUUUUCUUAAAAUUUUGUUAACAAAUAUUAAUUAUAAUUAUUAAUUAUAUAUCUAUCGCGAAUAUAAUGUAUUGAAAUACAUUUACGUUACUAGAUAAAAAAACGAUGAUAUUGUGAAUACUCUUAUAAAAUUAUAAACUAUGAAAAAUAAUUAUGAAUACUUAUAAAGUUUUAAACUAUAUGUUAAAUAAUAUUUACUAUUGAAAUAAUGUCUACAAUUUAUUAAUUUUUAAAACUCAAUAAAUUAUUAUUAUCGUCUCGAUUUGCGCGGAAGCAACAAAUUGCUACAGCAUCCACUUCUCUAAAACUUACAGUCUUCCUUCUGGUCAUCGCUACCUCGAGGGCGUACACGCUUCAAGAAUCAGUCUCAACUGAUUCGACCCCGGGUGGUAACAAUUGCUCGACCACCGACACCUUCCUCAUUUUUCGUUCCUCAAACGAGACACAGGAGAGCGGAAUGGACAUGAUGGCGACGAACGUGCUCCUUGACGAUACGAGGAACAACUCGAACAUAUCACAUCCGGGAACGUUGACCUCAUCCAGAGACUGGGAUGAGAAACCGAAACUGAAGUUCCCGAAAUUUGCCAUGGAGGAGCGUUACAAGAUGGCAAGUUUGCAUCUCGAUAAGGGAUGGUUCGUCUUCGAUUACUUCAGAGGCUUCCUGUCCUUUGUACAACCUUAUGACAUACCGAUCGAUUUACUGGCAGAUGCUGUGGAAAACCGCAUAAGCACCAUUAAAUUGAUUUCAGAGUCUUUGCAUGUGGAAGCAGCUUUUCUGGGCUUAGCAGCCGUGUGCUGCGUACUGGCCUGUAUAAUUCCUGGCACAGAACUUUGGCUCGCCUGUCGACCAAUCAGACAGGAUUAUAAACCUUCUCAGCAUCCCGGUGUUCUCGCAUUUCUCCUCGCCGUUUUCGCCUUUAUACUCGGGUCUUGCAUGGUGACAAUGAUAAUAUGCAACGAGGCGUUGGCGGCUGGGAUCGAGAAGUUGCCUAUAACGGUAGAGACGGCGUUACAGGAUUUAAAGGACUACCACACGGAUACUACGUUACAAAUACGAAAAUGCCUUACGAGAAGCUUGGACGUAGCUAGCGAAGCAAUUCUCGCGGAUCUAGACAAUGGCAGGGACGUAGAAAAAUUCUAUAUUGCCGUAGAGAUUCGGCGCGAGAUCAAUGCAGCACGUGCCAGGAUUGUCGAUCAAACGCGCAAUGUAGAGACGAAUAGUUUCGAACUCUCAAAGCAGCUGGAUUCUGUGAGAAGCAUUGCGGAUUACGCUAUUCCUCGUGUCAUCGCUUUCGAGCAUAUCAGGUGGAUCAUCGGUAUAGCUAGUGUUCUAUGUAUACUGCUGGUCUUUUCGCUACUGAUUGGGGCUUUGUGUUGUCGCUGGAGAUCAUCCAAAAAUAAAGUACGCCCAACCCUUUUAUGUGGUGUGGUUACGAGUUGUUUUGUCUCGAUUACACUUUGGAUAGUAUUCAUCGUCGCUCUGGGCAUCGCCAGCAAUACGGAAAUGUUGAUAUGUCGGCCACUCCAUGAUCCUAACUAUCGUAUUAUAGAAGCUAUGCUGGAAACCCGAGCGUUUUUAGGAAGAAGGCUUGCAGUACCCCUCAAGGAGCUCUUUGAUGUUCUAUGUAUACUGCUGGUCUUUUCGCUACUGAUUGGGGCUUUGUGUUGUCGCUGGAGAUCAUCCAAAAAUAAAGUACGCCCAACCCUUUUAUGUGGUGUGGUUACGAGUUGUUUUGUCUCGAUUACACUUUGGAUAGUAUUCAUCGUCGCUCUGGGCAUCGCCAGCAAUACGGAAAUGUUGAUAUGUCGGCCACUCCAUGAUCCUAACUAUCGUAUUAUAGAAGCUAUGCUGGAAACCCGAGCGUUUUUAGGAAGAAGGCUUGCAGUACCCCUCAAGGAGCUCUUUGAGUAUCCCUCAGGCUGUGAGGGACAAACGCAACGAGCAGAGCAUUGCACAAUGUGUGUUACAAUUUUCAGCAGUAUAUUCAUUUGCAGAAAAUGUCGAAACAACGAGGCAGCUUAUCCCGCCUUCGGGCUGGAAAAUAUGAUGAAACUAGAACAUUUGACUGCGCAUUGGACAUGGCUAGGCUUGUCUAGAGCAAUAUCGAAUGUCAAAAUCGAUUUGAAAGGUCUCCAAAUACUAACACCAAAUCUGCAUCAAAGCCUUCAGGAUUUCUUGUAUGCUUAUGGCUUGAACCUCACAGCGCACAGAAUAAUGAUUCAAGGGCCAAUUCUGAAUAAAGAUUUGACUACAAUCUCGGAUCAAUUAGACAAUAUAUCCCGUCAGCUGCAGGAUCGAAGUAUUGCCAGGGAACUGCAAAGCAUUGGGAUAACAAUGCGCGAUCUGAUAUUAAGACGAGUAAAGCCGCUAAUGAAAUUCCAAGACGAUUUGGUAUAUCGCCUUGCAAUUUUGGAAUUAAAAGUGCAACCUCUUUGGCGUCAAGUCAAUCAAUCGAUUUCCCAUCUGAAAACUAUACAAUAUUACAUAGAUCAUCAGGGAGAGAAGAUAGCUCAAUUGAAAACAAAGUCGUACGUAGACCGAAUGGCGAAUUAUCUAGAUCAAUGGCGGAUGUACGUUCUUUCGGAAAUGGGCACGGGAGUAUCUAAAUGUCGACCUUUGUGGGACAUUUUAGAAGGAACUAAACACUUAUUGUGUGGUCACAUCUUAAGUCCUUUCAACGGUUUCUGGUUCGCUAUAUUUGUAUGUGCAAUUGUCAUGAUUGGCAGCACACCAACAGCUCAUAUUUUAUCACUAUUAUACAAGAAACAAUAUCAUUUCACGGACGUUGUUAGCCUGCCAACAAGAUCGGUAAGUCUUGAUACGAAUGACGAUAGAAUAUGGCAAACGCCAGAUCCACCGCCGCUGCCGCAAAGCGAUUGGUAACAAUGAUGGAAAACGAGACUUCUUGUUGCAAGCAGAUUCAGAAAAAUAUUAAUAUGGCAUCAGAGUUGGCAAGAAUAUAACAAAGAGUAUGGCAAGAAAAUUGAAGAAGCUUAAAGUAUAGAUCGUACAAGUAAAUCUUGUUUGUGUUUGAUUUAUCGUAAGCAGAUUUCUUUACAUUAAAAGAAUCGACUGCCGUUUAUUUUGAUGAAAUAUAUUCAAUCUUAGAAUUGUGUGUCAUCUGUGUGAAACAUUAUUCAUAUGUCUGUUUGUUAAAAAAAAU